AUGUCUACAGCAGUUCGAAUUUGUAUCUGCGGCGACGAGGGGACGGGCAAGUCAAGUCUUAUCGCUACCUUCGUCAAGGAUACCUUCGUCUCCAACAAAAUACAAGCCGUCCUGCCCCAGAUUACCAUCCCUCCAACGCCCGGCCACGAGAAUGUCACCACCACCCUCGUCGAUACCUCAGCACGACCCCAAGACCGAACCACACUCCGGAGAGAGAUCCGAAAAUGCACCGUGAUCAUGCUGGUCUACUCGGACCACUACAGCUACGAACGUGUUGCCCUCUUCUGGAUGCCUUACUUUCGCUCCCUCGGCGUCAACGUCCCCGUCGUUUUAUGCGCCAACAAGUCAGAUCUUACCGGUGAUGGGAACACAGCGCAGGUGCUUGAGGAGGAAAUGCUACCAGUCAUGGCCGAGUUUAGGGAGAUCGAUUCUUGCAUACGUACAAGCGCAAAGGAGGGACGAAACGUAGUUGAGGUCUUUUGGUUAUGUCAGAAGGCCGUGACACAUCCAAUAGCCCCGCUGUACGACCAUAAAGAAAGCCAACUCAAACCAGCCUGCGUUGACGCCUUGAGGAGGGUCUUCUAUCUGUGCGACAGGGAUCAAGACGGUUAUCUCAACGAUAAGGAGAUGCACGAUUUCCAGGCAAAGUCGUUCGAUAAGCCGCUGCUCCCAGGAGAGCUGGAGAACCUCAAGGCUGUUGUCAGCAAAGCCGUACCAACUUGUGACAUAAGCAAGGGGCUGGAUUUACAAUGCUUCUUGCAGCUGAACAAGCUUUACGCUGAGAAGGGUCGCCAUGAGACCAUUUGGAUUAUUCUCCGAAAACACCAUUACACUGACAGUUUAAGUUUGGAGGAUGGCUUUUUACAACCGAAGCUGGACGUGCCAGAAUAUGCCUCGACUGAGCUCAGUCCAGCUGGCUACCGUUUUUUCAUGGAUCUCUUCUUGAUCUUUGAUAAGGACAACGACGGAGGUCUCAACGACCAGGAGCUGGCAGCCUUGUUCGCUCCCACCCCUGGAUUACCACCAUCAUGGGUGGAAACAUCGUUCCCAUCCUCCACUGUCCGGAACGAGGCCGGGCACAUCACGCUUCAGGGAUGGCUGGCACAAUGGAGCAUGACCACGUUCCUAGAACCAAAAACAACACUCGAAUAUCUUGCCUACCUAGGCUUUGAGGGUCCAAACGCCCGGGACUCAACCACAGCAGCCCUCAAAAUCACCAAACCCCGCAAACGAAGGCGCAGACCAGGCCGUGUAGACCGCAACGUCGUCCUCUGCUACAUCCUAGGCUCCUCUGCCUCUGGGAAAUCAACCCUGCUCAACGCCUUCCUCAACCGCCCCUUUGACGCCCUUUACCAUCCCACCAUCAAACCCCGCCGCGCAGUCAACAGCGUCGAACUGGGAGGUGGAAAGCAAUGCUACCUCAUCCUCGAGGAACUCGGCGAGCUCGAGCCUGCCAUCUUGGAAAACCAAGCCAAACUCGACGCGUGCGAUCUCAUCUGCUACGCUUAUGACUCUUCCGACCCGGACUCUUUUUCUCACAUUGUCGAGUUGCGCAAACGGUACCCGCAGCUUGACGAACUGCCUGCUAUAUACACGGCGCUCAAGGCCGACUGCGACAAGACGACGCAAAGGAGCGAGCUGCAGCCUGAUGCGUAUACCGCGGCGCUGAAUAUGUCUGCGCCGCUGCAUGUGAGUGUUACGUGGCAUAGUAUCAGUGAGCUGUUUGUUGCGCUGGCCGAGGCGGCGACGAACCCGAGUACUGCGUUUCCGAAGACGGAGGAGGCGCCGGAUCGGACGAGCUUGUAUAUGGCGUUGGGCGCGACGACUUGCGCGGCGUUGGCGGCGUUUAUGAUUUGGAGGAGGUCGACAAGUUCGAUGUGA
This is a messenger RNA of Podospora anserina S mat+, 1881 nucleotides long. RefSeq lists its product as uncharacterized. The record is from RefSeq and is a predicted model, not a curated record. The coding region runs from base 1 to 1881 and encodes 626 amino acids. Gene Ontology annotation, cellular component: mitochondrial outer membrane. Lineage: Eukaryota; Fungi; Ascomycota; Sordariomycetes; Sordariales; Podosporaceae. Gene Ontology annotation, biological process: small GTPase-mediated signal transduction; mitochondrion organization; regulation of mitochondrion organization. Gene Ontology annotation, molecular function: calcium ion binding; GTPase activity; GTP binding. The transcript has a single exon.